Cyphellophora europaea CBS 101466 is the source of this 1071-nucleotide messenger RNA. RefSeq lists its product as uncharacterized. Lineage: Eukaryota; Fungi; Ascomycota; Eurotiomycetes; Chaetothyriales; Cyphellophoraceae. The transcript has a single exon. Gene Ontology annotation, cellular component: membrane. The coding region runs from base 1 to 1071 and encodes 356 amino acids. The record is from RefSeq and is a predicted model, not a curated record.
AUGGUUGUCCACGUACUCGACAACUACUAUCUCGCCAUCACCUUACUCGUGACGAUCGCGUACCAGCUCAUCGCUUUCUCCAUUGCAUUUACCUUGAAGUUUGACAAGAUCACCGACUUUGCUGGGGGAACCAAUUUCAUCCUUGUAUCAGUAUUGACGCUUGCAUUUUCCGAAAGCCCCAAUGCCAGGCAGAUCGUCGCCUCUCUCUUCAUCAUGCUCUGGGCAGCGCGUCUCAGCGGCUUUUUACUCUUCCGCAUUCUCAAGACUGGAAAGGACGAUCGCUUUGAUGACAAGCGAGACAAAUUCUUCCCCUUCCUUGGGUUCUUUGUUUUCCAGAUGAUUUGGGUCUGGGUUGUGUCGAUGCCCGUCACAGUCCUCAACUCACCGAACGUCAACCAGUAUCCCCGACACAAAUUCGGUACGGCGAACGAUAUUAUUGGCAUUAUCGGUUGGGCCAUGGGCUUCGGCAUCGAGAGUGUAUCCGACGUCCAGAAGUACCGCUUCCGAAUGAACCCGAACAACAAUGGCAAGGUGUGCGAUAAGGGCUUCUUCAGCUGGUCCAGGCAUCCGAACUACGCCGGAGAGAUACUUACGCAAUUCGCCAUAUACACCAUGUGCGUGUCUCCGGCUUCCUACCAUGACGUUCCUACGGGGUCGGGCCCAUACGCUGCAUUGUACGCAUCAAUCGUCGGGCCCGUCUUCCUGACGGUGCUCCUACUCUUCGUCUCCGGCUUGACUUUGCAGGAACGACCUGGCGCGAAGAAGAAGUACGAAAAGUCUGGACCAGACGGACAAGAAUGGCUCGAUUACAAACGCUACACCGAGCGCACAAGCAUCCUCAUACCGAUUCCGUCAGUGAUCUAUGCGCCGAUCCCCACCUUCAUCAAAAGAACUCUGCUCUUGGAGUGGCCAAUGUAUCGAUUUGAUCCUGAGAAACAUGCCGACCAGAAUAAGGUCCACCAAAGACAGGCCGAGGAAGGUCGUGGGAGCGAGAGCACAGCCGUCGAUGGCGAGAACAAUCAACAGGCUCAUCGUGGUAGCAAGGACCCUCUGGUGAGCAGUCAGCGCUGA